AUGAUUCGGCUCCGUCAUCUCCGUCUCCGUCUUCAACUUCCCUUUGAAAAUCAACACAAAUGUGAGAGAAAAUGCAUUUCAAGUGCUAGGGAAUUCGAAAUAAAAUUUAUUGAGGUGGAGUAUAGUCGUUUCCUUAAUGGAGCAUCUAGUGUUUCUGAAUUCAUGCCCAGAUGGUCCCGUGCACUACUGGAUGGUCAUAGCAUCCGCUGCCAUUCAAAACGACCUCUUGGGAUCACUGCAGAAGAUAAAAUGUCGAGAAAUUCCAUUAGUCAGGAAGCUGAGAGAUUCCUUCUUGAUGCCAUUAACCUGAGCUUCUUCGAUCGUUUGAACUUGGCUUGGAAGAUAAUGUUCCCAUCUCCUACAUCAAUAAGGAACUCCAAUGCAAUGGUUGCCAAGCAACGGUUGAAGAUGAUUCUCUUCUCUGAUCGAUGUGCAGUUAGUGAUGAAGCAAAACAGAAGAUAGUGAGCAACAUUGUGAGAGCUCUAUCAGAUUUUGUGGAGAUAGAAUCACAAGAUAAAGUUCAACUGUGUGUGUCUACAGAUUCAGGCCUCGGUACUGUUUACUCUGUCACAGUACCUGUCCGGCGGGUGAGACCAGAGUACCAAGCUGAGGAAGAAAUUGGAGCCAUAACAAACAUCGAGUAUAAAGGUGCUGGAGAAAGUUCUGGUUCUGUUGAUGUCAAGUUUGAUUUCUAUGUUCCAAAUGAAAAGUUCAACGAUUUUAGCGUGUGA
Ilex paraguariensis (yerba mate) is the source of this 732-nucleotide messenger RNA. The record is from the annotation of a GenBank genome assembly. Lineage: Eukaryota; Viridiplantae; Streptophyta; Magnoliopsida; Aquifoliales; Aquifoliaceae.